UUAAUAUAUAUAUUUAUAUAUAAUAUUGAAAAGUUUCUAAUAAAACAUGUUGAAAUUUCGUACUCAAGGAUAUAAUGGAUAUUCGUUACAAUUUAGUCCAUUUUUUGAAAAUAAAAUAGCAUGUGCUACAUCAGCAAAUUUCGGGUUGGUUGGUAAUGGAAAAUUAUUCGUUUUAAAUACUGGAGUUGGACCUAGUGGUAUUGAAGUUGAAAGAAUUUAUGAUACACAAGACGGAUUAUAUGAUUGUUCGUGGAGUGAAAUUAAUGACAAUCAAAUAGUAACAGCAAGUGGUGAUGGAUCUAUAAAAUUAUGGGAUAUCACAUUAACAGAAUUUCCAAUUCAAAAUUGGCAUGAACAUAAUAGAGAAGUAUUUUCGGUACAAUGGAAUUUAAUUAAAAAGGAUACUUUUGUUAGCGGUUCAUGGGAUCAUUCAAUAAAAUUGUGGACGCCAGAUAGACCGCAAUCAUUGACAACAUUUAAUGUGGAACAUACAAAUUGUGUAUAUAAUACAAUAUGGUCACCUUAUAAUCCAGAUUUAUUUGGUUCAGCAUCAGGAGAUCAAACUAUAAAGAUUUGGGAUAUAAAACUUCCUCAUUCAAUACAAACAAUAAUUGCACAUCCAGGAUUUGAAGUUCUUUCAAUGGAUUGGAAUAAAUAUCAAGAAAAUAUGAUAAUAACUGGUUCAACUGAUAAAACUAUUAAAGUAUGGGAUUUAAGAAGAACUGAUCAUGAAUUAUUAUGUUUAAGAGGUCAUGAAUAUGCUGUAAGAAGAGUAAAAUGUUCUCCACAUAAUAGUAAUAUAAUUGCUAGUGCAAGUUAUGAUAUGACUAUGAGAUUAUGGGAUAUUUCAAGACAAAGUAAUCCUUUAAUAGAAGUUUAUGAUGGUCAUACUGAAUUUGUAUUAGGUUUAGAUUAUAAUUUAUAUAUUGAAGGUCAAAUUGCUACUUGUGCUUGGGACGAGAAUAUUCAUAUUUUUCAACCUCCCGCUUUAUCGGGUUAAGAUUAAUCCUUCCUGAGGCAGAAGGUUUUCCAAAUUUUUCAGCAAAAAUACUUGAAGCUUUCCAAUUUAUUCCUCUUGCCUGGAUGUG
Rhizophagus irregularis DAOM 181602=DAOM 197198 is the source of this 1088-nucleotide messenger RNA. RefSeq lists its product as uncharacterized. Gene Ontology annotation, cellular component: cytosol; peroxisomal matrix. The record is from RefSeq and is a predicted model, not a curated record. Gene Ontology annotation, biological process: protein import into peroxisome matrix. Gene Ontology annotation, molecular function: protein binding. Lineage: Eukaryota; Fungi; Glomeromycota; Glomeromycetes; Glomerales; Glomeraceae.